CCGGCGCCCCGCCCCCGGUGCGGCCGCCUCAGGGCUCCGCCGGCCGCCGCCAUGCCGGGCGCUGCGCGGCGCCUGUACCGGCGGAUCCUGCUGCUGCACCGGGCGCUGCCGGCCGCCCUGCGGGCGCUGGGGGACCGCUACGUGAAGGAGGAGUUCCGCAAGCACAAGGCCGCCGGGCCCGCCGAGGCCCAGCGCUUCCUGCGGGAAUGGGAGAACUAUGCAGCAGUGAUACAGCAACAAAUUAAUGAGGACAAACAAAACUUGAGAGAAAAGACUGUAUAUGGAAUCCAGCUCACAGAAGAAAAACUUCAUGACUUCCGUGAUGAACAGAUUGGGCAGCUGAAGGAACUGAUGGACGAGGCCACCAAACCUAAUAAAAAGAUUGGUAUUUCUAAAGACUCAGAACACAAAACCUGAAAGGUUUUAAAAAUUGUUGUAAUGCAUAGAGAAGCAUUUUGAAAACUUCCUUUUCCAGUCAGACUUGAAUGUGGUUUCUGUGGAAUAAUGGGCACUGCAGAUGCCAUAACUUGUCUGAAAUGGAUGUCUCUAGCUGUUUGGCUUUAUAUGCAAGAAUAAAUGUUAAAAUGGUAUAAUCACAA
Messenger RNA from Falco peregrinus (peregrine falcon), 599 nucleotides. RefSeq names its product succinate dehydrogenase complex assembly factor 3 (gene SDHAF3). The transcript is spliced from 2 exons. The record is from RefSeq and is a predicted model, not a curated record. Gene Ontology annotation, biological process: mitochondrial respiratory chain complex II assembly; succinate metabolic process. NCBI's taxonomy places the organism in Eukaryota, Metazoa, Chordata, Aves, Falconiformes, Falconidae. The coding region runs from base 52 to 417 and encodes 121 amino acids. Gene Ontology annotation, cellular component: mitochondrion; mitochondrial intermembrane space.